Molecule: messenger RNA, 2568 nt
Organism: Colletotrichum siamense
Lineage: Eukaryota; Fungi; Ascomycota; Sordariomycetes; Glomerellales; Glomerellaceae
Product: Vegetative incompatibility protein HET-E-1
Exons: 5
Coding region: 1-2568 (855 amino acids)
Molecular function (GO): protein binding
Source: RefSeq, a predicted model, not a curated record
AUGAGCUUCGGUUUCGGAGUAGGCGACUUUAUCGCUGUGCUGGAUAAGGCGAAGCUCUAUCGCGAGCGCUUCGCCGAUGCUCCGGAUCACUUCGACUCUCUUAGUCGCGAGAUUGCAUCCCUUACGUCGAUACUAGAAUACAUUGGCCAUGUCGAAGACCAGCUCACUGAGGACGAAAAAGAGGCCUUAGCCCCUUCCAUCAAGGAAUCCACAAAGCUUCUGGGCGAGCUCGAGAAGAUUUUCAAUGAGAACACGAGCUUGGAGAAGCAUGAGGGCACGAGCAAGCUGACCAGCCUGAAGCCUCGGGCCGUCUGGAGACGCCUAAGGAUAAAGCCCGAAGACAUUCAGAAACUGCGACAACGGAUUACCUUGAAUGUCCAUUUCCUCACCGCGAUCAAGGGGUUUAGGGACAGCGAGGCCAUACAUGCCACGAAACAAGUCGUGACUUUGAUGCAUGAUGAACAGACAAGUCGCCAAGAAAGAGAGAUCCUGGAUUGGUUGACAACCACCGACUACGCGCCGCAGCAGCGGGACCAUCUUUCCCGCAGAUAUACCGGCACCAAUCAAUGGCUUCUGGAUUGCGACAAGUACAAGUCGUGGAUAUCAGGCAAGAGUCAGACCCUCCUUUGUCCCGGGAUGCCAGGUGCGGGAAAAACCAUCAUGGUUUCCGUCGUGGUAGAUGACCUAUUUCAUCGGUACCAGAACGACGCCAGCGUCGGCAUAGCCUACGUCUACUGCAAUCUCGAAGGUCAGGAGAGACAGACCUACUACGACAUGCUUUCGAGCAUCACCAAACAACUUGCCCAAUAUCGCUCUCCAAUUCCAGACAGCCUCAAAGCACUCUACGACACCCAUCACAGAAAGAAGACCUCCAGGACUCUGGAAGAUACUAUAAAUGUGCUUCAGGCCGUCGCUUUCUCCCAUGAUAGAGUCUUCAUAGUCAUUGACGCUUUGGAUGAGUGCGAAUCCAAGAGUCGACAUGCGUUGCUGUCGGAAGUCUUUCGGCUGCAAAAGCGACACCCAACGAAUGUAUUGGCAACCACCAGAGAGAUCCCUGAGAUCAUUGAAUGUUCCAACUUCAAGAACGCAAAUACCUUGAAAAUUCAAGCCAGCGACGUUGAUGUGUCGCGGUACAUAUCGAGUCGCACACCAGACAUGCAAAGUUUUGUGCAAAGGCGUCCCGAGAUUCAAGAAGAAAUACAGAAAGGUAUUUUAUGCAGAAUUAACGGAAUGUUUCUUCUCGCCAAGUUGCUCAUUGACUCGUUGUCCUAUAAGACAACCCCCAAAGCCGUUCGAAAAGCCCUGGUUGCUGCUUCUGCCGAGGACAAUACAUACGCGUAUUUCUACGAUGAGGCUCUGGAAAGAAUACGUGUGCAACCACCUGCGCGUGUUCAGCUUGCAAACCAGGUCCUUUCUUGGAUCGUAUUCGCCAAGCGACCGUUGGAGAUGAAUGAGCUCCAGCAUGCCCUGGCUGUGGAGGAUGACGAACCAGAGAUUGAGGAAGACAACAUCCCCUCCUCCGAGAUUAUCAUUUCUUCAUGUGCGGGCUUAGUGACUCUUGACGAGCAAGGCGGGAUUGUUCGAUUGGUCCAUCAAACAACACAGGAAUUCUUCAACAAAAGAAAAUCAUACCUGUUUCCGGAAGCUGAUGCCGAAAUCACGAACACAUGCGUUCGUUAUCUUGGCCUUGAACAGGUUCAGCGACUAAUUAGAAACCAUACCCGGUGUAUUCCAUCUUGGCGAAAACCGUAUCACUUCGAGUCUUUCGCCUUCAAAGACCUCCGGAAGUCGAGAUUCCCUUUCUGUGAAUACGCUGUCCUAUACUGGGGACAUCACGCAGAAAAUUGCGACACACUCCAAGAAAAUGCCGUCCAUUUACUCAAAAAUCGGGAAAUGCUCCAGAGUCUAGCUAUCAUUUCACGGGAUCUCAUGGGAGAGGACGUACCAUCUGUAGGAGCACACUUAGCAGCAUCGUUCGGUUUGCUGCAGGUGUUCAAAGAUCGAUUAUUGCCUACAGACGAGAUAAGUUUCGUCGACCGCGAGGAACAAUCGAUUUUAUCAUGGGCAGCUCACCGGGGUCACGCCAAAUUGAUCGCGCACAUCCUAGAAGAGGACACGCUACAACUAAAAAGGCGCCACGACCGAGGACGCAUCGAACCUUUCCACAUGGCACUCUUUAAGGCCGUAGAGCUUAGCCAUUUAGAUGCGGUUGGCAGACUCCUCCAUUUUGCCUCGGUUGAAGAUAUCGACUUUGAGAGCGCGAACGGCCCUUCACUUCUGUAUCUGUGCAUCGGACAGAGAGAUGUGACAAUGAUCCGCCUGCUCCUUGAGCGGUCACGACAUCUACUGUCGGGUAUCCAGAAGCAAACGUCCGCCAAAGGCGUGAAACUUGAAAACAUGGACAGGUAUCACGGUACUCCCUUGGCGUUCGCGGCCUGCAAAGGCCUCGAUGAGACAGUUCAACUUCUCUUAGACUACGGAGCAAAUAUCGAAGCACUUGACAGUACUGGAAGAAAUGCCCUGUCACGAGCUGUUCAAUCAGGCCACGUAUCUACCGUAAAGACUUGA